UCACACCGGCGCUUGUUCUCUGACGAUGCCAUCCUCCUCGUCGAGGCUGCGCGACCGGCUCAAUGAGGCGCUCGGUCGCUCGUCUCAGCCACCGCCGGCUGAGUUCGGCGGCUCCGCGGCCACCGUGCUCGACCAGUUCCGGGUCACCGUCAACCAGGCGGUGGCUGCGCAGACGGGAGGCGGUUCGGUCAGGCCAGGCGCGAGCGCGGUCGCGGGCCGGCUCGGCGCGGCGGCGGGCGUCCCCGGCGCCGACUCGAUGUGCCCGAGCCUCACCUUCAAGCAGCGGCUCUACGGCACGGUCGGCUGCUUCUGCGUGGGCUUUGUGUUUAGCCUGAUGGGCACGCUCCUCUGGUGGACGGGACACGUGGCCGGCUUCGCGCUGCUGUACACUCUGGGCAACGUCGUCUCGAUGGCCGGCACGGGCUUCCUGAUCGGGCCCCGGCGGCAGCUGCGCAACAUGUGCAAGUCGAGCCGCCAGUAUGCAACAGCGCUCUACUUCACGAUGAUGCUGCUCACAAUUUUUGCUGCAAUCAGCGGGUGGAGCGCAAUCUCGAUCCUCGUGUUUUGCAUACUGCAGUGGUGCGCCAUGGUGUGGUACGUCGCCUCCUACAUCCCGUACGGCCAGAGGAUGCUCAAGAAGAUCCUCGGGAAUAUGGUGGACUUUUGAGCAGCGGCAGCAGCAGCAGAGCAGCGGUAGCUCCCGAGGCUGAGUGGCCGGCGCGUCAUGGGCAGGCCUACGAAGGUUCUGUGGACGCCGCGCGUGUGCCGUCCGGUCCCUUUGCGCGAUACCAUCUCUCUCUCAUCUCGUCUCAAACGUGUUCCUAGUGAAGAUCGCUCUUUUGUCAAAUGUACGGCUUUCGUAAUCUGUCGUCUGUGUACGCG
Messenger RNA from Emiliania huxleyi CCMP1516, 882 nucleotides. RefSeq lists its product as hypothetical. The transcript has a single exon. Gene Ontology annotation, biological process: vesicle-mediated transport. Gene Ontology annotation, cellular component: membrane. Bases 26 to 667 code for a protein of 213 amino acids. Lineage: Eukaryota; Haptophyta; Isochrysidales; Noelaerhabdaceae. The record is from RefSeq and is a predicted model, not a curated record.